Messenger RNA from Vitis riparia (riverbank grape), 766 nucleotides. Its product is annotated as dof zinc finger protein DOF1.5. The transcript has a single exon. Lineage: Eukaryota; Viridiplantae; Streptophyta; Magnoliopsida; Vitales; Vitaceae. Bases 72 to 551 code for a protein of 159 amino acids. Gene Ontology annotation, molecular function: DNA binding; DNA-binding transcription factor activity. Gene Ontology annotation, biological process: regulation of DNA-templated transcription. The record is from RefSeq and is a predicted model, not a curated record.
GGUUUCUUGGUCUCUUUCCUUCAACCAUGAAAAUUUUCUAUCUCCUCUGAGAAAUUCCAUCCCUUUCUAUCAUGGCAAACCAGGUCCAUGCCGCCCAGGAUGCGCCGGGAAUCAAGCUGUUUGGGGCAACGAUUGCGUUGCAUGGGGGAGAGGUAAAGGAGGAAGCGAAUAACAAAGGUGAUCACAAGGAAGAAAAGAGGCCUGAAAAGAUCAUACCAUGCCCAAGAUGCAAGAGCAUGGAGACCAAAUUUUGUUACUUCAAUAAUUAUAAUGUUAACCAGCCUCGUCACUUCUGUAAGGGUUGCCAGAGGUACUGGACCGCCGGUGGAGCCCUGAGGAACGUGCCCGUCGGAGCUGGUCGCCGGAAAAGUAAGCCGCCCUGUCGUGGUGUGGCCGGGUUCUUGGAGAGUUGCUUGUUUGAUGCUUCAGCUGGGGUGCACCAGUUUGACCUCGAAGGCGUUGUGGUCGAGGAGUGGCACAUGGGUGGUUUCCGGCAUGCUUUCCCGGCUAAGAGGCGGAGGAGCAGCUCAUCGGGAGGUCAAACUUGUUGAUCUUUAUCUUCUUCUUUUUAUUAAUUCUAAAUAUAUACUAGUUGAAAAAAAAAAAAAAAAAACCAGAAAUGUUGGGUAGUGGUGGUUAAGGGUGUACAUACAGGCCGGCUUUAUUUCAAUUAGAUAUUAUUAUAGUGUAAUAUAUAUAUAUAUAUAUAUAUAUGGAAUCCAAUUCAAUCAAGUGGAUGAUAAGUAUUAUCUGGUGUUGCAGUGCA